UCCCAUUUUCUUUUCUCGAUUCUCUCUCUGCCCUUUUGCCCUAAACAAAAUGCUCUCAUUUCCUUCAUAAGCCUUCAGCCUCCAAGAGGUAAGUGAGAGAGAGACAAGACAGUGAGACAGCGGGGGAGAGGGAGUGGAAGACAUCGGAACGAGAAUUCUUCCGGUUGUUGGGUUCCCUUUUCUUCCACUCAGAAUCCCUUCCGAUUCGUCAAAAUCCGUUCUUGCGGCUAGUUGCGGGGCGCAUUCUGAAGAUAAACCGGCGAAGGGUCUGUGUCUUUCCAACCAGGGGGAUGGCACCGGUCAGUCUCGACUGCCUCCUUCUCUGCGGGGAGGACAACAGCAGCGUCUUCGACGAACCCGACUGCCGGGACGGAACCCCGUGGCAGCAGCAGCAGCAACCCGGGAGUUCGCGGGGCGGCAGCAGCAGCCGCCGCCGGGACCGGCCUGGCGACGAGCCGGAGUUCCCGGUGCAGAGCGAGGAGUGCCUGGGGGCGCUGGUGGAGAAGGAGGGGCUGCAUUUGCCCAAAUGCGAUUACUUGAAGAGGCUGAAGAAUGGGGAUUUGGACUUGGGGGCUCGAGCGGAGGCCAUUGAUUGGAUGUUCAAGGUUCAUUCUCAUUACAACUUUGGUCCCCUGUGUACAUAUCUAUCAGUAAACUACUUGGACAGAUUCCUUUCUGCCUAUGAAUUGCCUAAGGGCAAAGCUUGGAUGACUCAGCUGCUGGCUGUGGCAUGUUUGUCUUUGGCUGCAAAAAUGGAGGAGCAUGAAGUCCCCUUCUCACUGGAUUUACAGGUGGCAGAGUCGAGAUAUGUGUUCGAAGCCAAAACGAUUCAGAGGAUGGAGCUCUUGGUGCUGAGCACCUUGAGUUGGAGAAUGCACGCAGUUUCGCCUUUCUCUUUCAUAGAUAAUUUUCUCUCCAGGAUCAGCGGGAACAACACCCCACCAAAAGCCUUAAUAUCAAGAUCGGUCCAAGUUAUACUGAGCACACUCAGAGGGAUUGAACUGUUGGAGUUCAGGCCCUCUGAAGUUGCAGCAGCAGUGGCGAUAUGUGUUGUUGCUGAGGGUCGGUUGGCACGCACAGAAGAAGCCAUUUCCGCUCUCGCUCAGCAUGUCGAUAAGUUAAGGGUUCGGAAGUGCAUGGAUACGCUACGCGAAUUGGGAGUAAUGGGUGAAUCUGCUAACAACGUGCCCAGUUCAGUGUCAUCCGUGCCGCAAAGUCCAAUCGGAGUUCUCGAGGCCGCAUGCUUCAGUUAUAACUCCUCACAUAAUAAUACACCUGAUGAUAGCAAUAAGAGGAGGAAGAUAGACGCAUCCUCCUCCUGUCAAGUAUAAAGAAAAUUUUGGAAUCAAAUAUUUUUUUUUCCCUUCUUUUUUCUUCUGCAUUCUUGUGGCUCUUGUCAAUUAGGAAAUUCUGGUUGUUUUCGUGUGUUCUGUACAUCAAGAGACGGAGAGAGUGAGACAGGGAAGACGAAUCAGAGUGGGAAAAACAGGCAUUUUUGGGGGGAAUAAGGUGAGUCAUGAGCAGAGGAUGGAGAGGGUGACAUGGGAGAGAGAUCAUUCAUACUCUCAGCAUGAAGAAGAAGACAGACAGUCGGUCUCAAAGCUGUUAAAUAUUUGACUUCUUAACAGCUCCAUUGAUAUUGAUACUAGGAGAGAAGGAACCAAAAAGAAUAGAAAUCAAUUUUUUUUUUUUUUGCUUUGCUUAUCUGUGUGCACUGCAUGUUUUAUUUUCAGGCAGUUUUGAUCUGUUUAAAUCAUAAUAAUCAAAAGAAAUAAAUCAAUAGCGGGAGAUUUUUGCCCUCUUGGU
This is a messenger RNA of Punica granatum (pomegranate), 1806 nucleotides long. NCBI's taxonomy places the organism in Eukaryota, Viridiplantae, Streptophyta, Magnoliopsida, Myrtales, Lythraceae. The record is from RefSeq and is a predicted model, not a curated record.